UCCUAUAGACAUAAGAAGUCAAUUGUUUAAGACAUUGUUAUACAUAUCCUUUUUCAUAUUUCUUUUGGGAUUGCUUUCACUUUAUUUGUUUUCGAGGGAACCUUUUCAAGCUUGUCGCACAGCACUCUUUUCCUUUUUGCGAUUAUAAGUUACCAAAUUGUUCUCCUAAAAAACUUCUUUUGGAAGUUGAUACGUAUGCGUUUUAGAAAAUUUGCAUUUCGACUUAAGAAAACCGUAGUUUUAUGGCGAACUGAACACUCGCGUUUCGUUCUUUAAUUCUUCCAACUCCAACUGACUAAACAAGUUAGACAACUGUUAACAUUAUUAUUUUUGUCUAAAGAGCGUCUUUGCUCAAAUAUCAGUGAUUUAUGCAUUAAUCGCUAGAGCCGGACAGAGACAAAGGGUGUUAUGAGUAUUCAUACUUCGUCAUUGCAAAAUGAUGAACGAGACACAAACAUAUCGUCUCCAAUAGAAGAGAAAUACUCCUUUUCUGCUUCACAUCUCCCAUUUCAUCAACUUCAACGCGCUUCUGUCCGGUAUCACAAUGGUGAUUACUCUUCUAAUCCGCCUUUCUCUCCGAAACACCAGCGUCUUCAUGUAAACCUGGAUCCUUCAAAUUCUCAUGAGCCUCUUGCUGCUGCAAGGGCCAGCGUUUCCUCAUCCAGCGAGCACUUACAGAUCAUAAACAGACGAAAAAAUCAGUUUGGUGUAUCAGCCUCCGAUCGUUAUAGCAAAAACCAUAACUCUUUCUUGGAAUCUUCUUCCAGAAAGUCAGGGUUUGUAUCAAAUGCUGCAGCGAUAGCUGCAUCCAGAUUAUCGUCUUCACAAUCCUUGACGACACGAACAUCUAGCAAGAGAACGCCUACCAAAGCCUUCCCUUUGACUUGGAGACAACAUGAGAAGAAAACAAUUACUUCACGUUCCGGAGUCAAGGAUCCACUCGUCAACGCCAAAGUAUUAUCGAACUCUGUAUCAUCUACCGAUCAAAAGAUAGAUGAAACUAAAAGUCAACAAAAGCCUAUAGGAUAUACUGCGAACUCUCAUUCUUUUUUGAAUACUCAAGAUACAACUGUGAAGAAUAAACACCAUAUUAGGAAAACAACGAUGUCUUCGGUGUCCAAAUCAUUGGAUCACACUUCUGGAGCAUCUAAAUCCGCGUAUAAAUAUCCAAAGCUAAACCUUGAGUUUGGUAAGAAUGCGGAACUUUUUGGUGAUAACACUAAUUCUAAUGAAGCAAGGAAUGUUCUUCACCAAUCAAACAAUGAUAUAGAAAGCAAAGAAGGCAACCCCUUUUUGAAUUCUUCUUUUGUCAGAAAAGCAGCUAAAAUAAGCUCAACUAUCUCUCGCUCUGAAAGUAACGAUGAUAUGAAUAAAUCAAAAGACGAACGAAGUUUGUUAAAUGCAAAUAUAUUUCAGCGUUCAAUGCACCGAAACCUAAAUGAAAAAAUUUUGCCUUCUAAAGCUGUGAAUUCAGAAACGCAGGCUUCCAAUGAUCGAUCUAGCAAUAAUUUAAAUACUCUUUCUAUACGGCCGUCAGUACGAAACGCUGCCGUGAUAGCAUCUAACACAUUUCAAGGUUCGAAAGAUUCUACGGGACAUAUUUCUCAAUACAGUACUUUGCCACCAAAGGAACUUAUUUCUAAAACGAAGGAUAUAGAAGUAUCAAAAUCUAUGCCGUUUACUGCUUCCGUUGGAACUUUUCUUUCGUCUCCGAUGAAAAGAAUACAGCCGCAAAAUCAUAGUUCCAUACCCAAUACAUUACCUUUAGCUGCUGCCCGAAAAAUUGCAAUGUCCGCCAAACAUAGCUUACAAAGAUUGAAGGAUUCUCAUUUUAAUCGAAGUAAUUCUUUAUUUUUUGCAUUUCACGCCGCUAGUCAAGUGUCUGGUGUCAAUGUUGAAACAGCUUAUAAUAAAAGUACAUCCCACUAUAAUUUUAAUUCAUCGGCUCAUAUUGCUGCGAAUCAGGCUGUAAACGAAAAAAAGGACAUCCCAUUACGGCUAAGUUUGUCAAGCGAUCCUACAACUACGGUUCCUAUAACUACUCAGAAUAAGGAUGUUGCGGCACUUUUUGAUACAUCAAUUCCUAACCGUUCUCCUCAUGGUCAUUCAAGUCCAUUGUCUAAUCGCCUGAUUUCAACUAGCGAGGACGUCUUUUAUGAUGCUGCUGACGAUGAAAAUGCGCUAGAUCCCUUCCCUACGGCUCUAGAAGCGUUAUGUGAUUCAUCUCAUAAUACCGAGGAAUCUUCAAAAACGCUUGCUGUUGGUGAAAUUGAUAGAUUAGGCAAUUAUACCGAUACUGAGAGUUCCGAGGAGAGGCCUUCGAAUCUAACGGAAAAGGCUAUUUCUACUUUCAAGAAUUCACUUUUAAAUUUUUCAAACGAUACUGCCAAAGCACUGAAGUGGCGAUUAUCAGGUGUUUUACAACCCGAGAAAGUCGUUGCACCAAGUUUGUUCUAUUUGCAUCGUGAAGCCUUGGAUUCUUCAUCAGCAGUUCACGCAGCAGCUAUUGCAGAUCGGUCAUUCCCUGUUAUUCAGGAGAAACCACCGCCCUUAAAAACGAAAGCACUGAAGAAACCGUCACCCCAUACGUUAAGGAGACCAAGUAGGAAGAAAAGGUUUUUUUCGAAACGAAGCAAUGGAAGAUUUAGAAAUGCCAAAGUAUCGAAGAUUUCCAAGAACAUCGACAUUCCUCGCUUCGUUAUUGAUGAAAACCGACGAAAAGUCUAUGAAGGUUUGUGGGCAGCAAAUAAGGGAUAUCUUCUACGAGGCACUGAUGUAGCCUAUCCGGAAAAUUAUAUUUGCGAUAUAGUAGUUCGCGAGCUAUGGUCAAGAUGUGGCGCUCCUACAAGUGUAUUGGCUUACAUUUAUAGUCUUGUGGAUCGAAGCCAUAUCCACAUGCUAAACCGAGAGGAGUUUAUAGUCGGUAUGUUCCUAAUAGAUCAGUAUCUUACUGGAAGAAAAUUACCGCUAAAAGUACCUGACUCUGUUUGGAUUAGUAGCAAAAGAAUGGGAGAGAUGCUUUGGCGUCUCGAACAGCUGCAAAAAAAAACGAGAACGAAAAAGAAUCGUUUCAAAAGAAAAGUAUAUAAGGGCCUUAAGUGGGAAAUUGGUUCGGACCAUGAGGAAAAGGGUGAGGAAGGAACAGCUACAUGAUAAAUUCUGCAUAAUUUGAUGAUUGUUUAUGUUUAAACUAAUAUGGGGUUUCUAAUAAUUUUUCGUUCUUUCUAUGGUAACAACCUAAUCAUGUAUCACUUAAAUUCUUCUUUUUCCUUUUGAAAAGUACAAGCGUUUGUGUGGUCUGUUUAAUCGUCUAUGGAAAAUAGCAUUCAAAUAGUUUUCAUUGCUUUAAGGAGGAUCUAUCGACAAAAAGAAACUCCAAGUUUACGUCUUCAUGAAUUUUUAUUACUACUGUUUUAAUACUAGAUUUUCUUUCUUUUAUUUAUAUAUAUCCCAAUAGAUUUUGAUUUCUGUUUAAAA
This is a messenger RNA of Schizosaccharomyces octosporus yFS286, 3477 nucleotides long. Its product is annotated as ENTH/VHS domain-containing protein. The transcript has a single exon. Gene Ontology annotation, molecular function: protein binding. The coding region runs from base 409 to 3153 and encodes 914 amino acids. Lineage: Eukaryota; Fungi; Ascomycota; Schizosaccharomycetes; Schizosaccharomycetales; Schizosaccharomycetaceae. The record is from RefSeq and is a predicted model, not a curated record.